Messenger RNA from Physella acuta, 601 nucleotides. RefSeq lists its product as uncharacterized. Lineage: Eukaryota; Metazoa; Mollusca; Gastropoda; Physidae. The record is from RefSeq and is a predicted model, not a curated record.
CACGCAUCAGUUUGAGAAAAAAAAAUCAUGGCGCCGCAAAUACUAAUAAGAGAUCUGUCAGUAAAAGAUCUCUGUUACAAGCAGUUUCAACUAGAAUUGUGCAGUGACUGUUCGUGUAUCAGUGAGGUCACAAAGCAACCUAGGUGUUGUGAAACGCCACAGCCGCCGAACCCGUUUCCCAGCGACUGGUUGCAGGAGCCAGAGGUGCAGCCCAACAUCCUUUGUUCCAUGAUGCUCUUCCUCACUCUCUUCAUGGCAUUCGUUUUCUGCGCGUUAAUCGUCUACUCUAUAGGCAGAUCUCUACCUACUCUGAUCGUGGGAAAAUCAAAGGCUGCUGGUAAACUUGAGUGCAUAACUUGCACCGACUACACUCUCGACGUGAGUGCUUUACAUUCUCUAUGUUUGGACUUUGGCAACGAAAAGCUGCCCGUGAGUCCACCCCCCAUCCAGCAGACAGAUGGGGCAUCGGGCGACCAUCAGGAUGGGGCCGGCAGCACCCAACGGUUGGAGCAAGUCAAUUCCAUAAAAGUCCUGUUCCAUUGAGGUGAUGCCUCGUUGGCAUCAACAGUCUCAGACAAUCAGAAUGGUCACUAAGUGGUAG